This is a messenger RNA of Pelagomonas calceolata, 1923 nucleotides long. The record is from the annotation of a GenBank genome assembly. Lineage: Eukaryota; Pelagophyceae; Pelagomonadales; Pelagomonadaceae.
GUGCUUUCGACGGCGUUCGAAAAAUCGUGCGGGGCCUCGCUGUCAAACCUGCAUGCAGAAUCGAGAGCCGCGCGUGCCCUAAAGACGGCCGCGACAGCCGAUAAAGCAGCCAAAGCGAGGUGAGCAAGCCGCCAUGCAUCCCCAGUCCCGGACUGCAACUUCACGCCGUUCGCGCAAGCGCGUGGCAUAAACAAUAGCUGCUGCACCAAGCACUGUUUGCAUGCAUGCGCGGCGCUCAGCCGCCGACAGAUUUCGCGACCGCACCCCCGCGGAACGACACACCUGCAAAAUACACGCGCGCAACCGAAACCCUGCAAACGCCGUCGACGCGCGCGCGUUCGAACACCCGGCCGCGCUUCCGCAGGCAAAAGCAAGCAUGGCCCAGCCCUACGAGCCCGUCGACGGCUCCGCCUCGCCGCGGCGCAAGCGUAUUCUGGUGGCACUGGCCGCCACAGCAGUCCUCUUCGUCGGGGCCGUCGCGGUGUAUGGUACUCCUUCCAGUACUCUAGAAGACUUCAAGAAGGACAAGGAGAAGAUGUGGGCGCCGGAGCUCGAGAAGCAGUACCGCGAGUGCGCCACGGCUCAAAGAUACAGAAACGAGCACGUGAAGGCGGUUCACGACUCGCCCGUCGCGUCACUCUUCGAGUACUCAACUCUCAAGGGCGAGGCGAAGUUCGAGGCCUCCGACGUCGUUCGUAUUGGAGAGCACUUCUACUCCAUUUGUGAUUCCUCGUGGGCCGUGCUGCGCGUGCACGAGUCGCUGCCGAUGCGGAGCAAGCUGAACGCGCAUAUGGGCGACCCCCAGCACGGCUUCGCGGAAAGGGAAUCGGGCUUCGAGGGCAUCUUCCACGACAAGACCCAGGACGGCAUGUACGUCGUCCGCGAGGCGGUCGACAUCUCCGGCGGGCGGCGGCGCGGUAACUUUCAGCAAGGUGCCUUCCCAGGGUCGCGUCGACGGCGUCGGCGCGUCGCGUCGACGGCGUGGUGGCGUCGGCGCGUCGCCUCGAUGGCGUGAGGCGGACACAAUCGAUCGAGCCACGCCCUCGACGCGACUGCGGCGGCUCGACGGCGUGGCGCGUGGCGCGUGCGCUCCGCGACUUUCAGGCAGCUUACGCCAUCGACGCGAGGCGUGAAUCGCGUCCCGCGCAGGCGAGUACGCCGACGACACGAACCGGAGGCGCCUGGGAUUGCCGCCCGUGACGGAUCAUCCCAAGUACCACGCCAUCGUCAUGCAGAUCCUGUUGCCUCCUCCCGAUAGUGAUGAUACGGAUUAUGCGGUCUUAGAUAGCUGCCCGUCGGAGAUGCUCUUUGACGGUGACUCGAAGGGUUUUGAAGGUGCUCGUAGCAUCCGAGGCGCGGACGGCGUCUUAUAUGUGCUAGGAUUGUGCGAGGGCAACCACUGCUCGUCGCAGACGGGCAAGGACGUGGGCCACGGCAAGGUGAUUGUCAUGGCGCGCGAGGACGAGGGCGGGCCGACGGGCGGUUGUUACUGGAAGACGGUCCGAACGAUUGAUUUACCGAUGAAGGAGUUUGUGGACUAUUCGGCGCUGGCGAUUCAUCAUCGCACGAAGGCCGUGGCCAUCACGUCGCAGGAGAACAGUCAAGUGUGGGUCGGGGAGUUAUCUACCGGUAGUGAUGGCGAGUUCGACCCCAUGACGGCGGAAUUCAGCAAGGGCAAGGUCUACGACUUCCCGCGCGCCGCGACGUGCGCCGUCCAGUACUGCAACAUCGAGGGUAUCGAGUGGGUCGACGAUGGCGGGGCCGACGAAGAUGCUCCUAGAACUCUCGUUGGUGUUUCGGACAAGAUGAAGGGCAAGGGCAAGCAGCCGUUCACCUGCCUCGAGAAGGACCAGUCCUUCCACCUCUUCCAGCUGCCCUGAUCGCUCAGGGCACUGGCUCAGAAUUCUCCUCGUGCGCGCGCCU